Molecule: messenger RNA, 4170 nt
Organism: Linum trigynum
Lineage: Eukaryota; Viridiplantae; Streptophyta; Magnoliopsida; Malpighiales; Linaceae
Source: the annotation of a GenBank genome assembly
CUACACAAUUCAAUUAAGAACUUAUGUAGACACUUUCGGCGAGUUCCACAUCCCAUCGACGUGUUCCACAACCCAUCAUAUAGGAUUUUGGGCAAAAAAGAGAUGAAUACUACCGAAGAGAAAGCGUCAACGGGGACCAAAACUGUUUCUGAAUUUUUGAAAUCCAUUCGGGAAUGGUGGUUAAGCUAUAUUAUGGAGUUGAAUAUAGAGGUCAUAUUGUUCCCUCUCUUAGGCUAUUCACCUUCCAUGACUUACUUUUUUCCUUCCACUCUCUAUGGUUUCAUUUUAAUCACUCAAACUGGUUGGUCUUCUUGCUGACUUCCUGAAAAUAUAUGCGUUUUGGUUCUUUGUGUCUGAUUCUUGUGAGUAGAUGCCUAGAAGUGGUAGUUUAUUUCAUUUUGCUUAAAUCGGUUGAACCCGCAUCAUACCGGAUCAAACCGAUAUUUGGACCAGACCAUAUUGAACGGAAUAUAUCAUAUGUCCUUGGUUUUAUGAAUUUUAUAAAUACAAAAGAAAAAUGGACAGGAAUGACAUUUGGAUCGGACCUAAUGCAAGAUUGAUUCGAUACAUGAAAUUAAAAAGUCUUUCACCCCCAUGAGCUGGCUUGGCUUCCACCCCCUGCAGAUUGGAUCGUCAUCAAUUCGGACGGGUCCGUCAAGCAACCCAACUCGGAGGCUGCUGCAGGCGGGCUGCUUCGCAACCAUCUGGGCCGCUGCUUUGGAGCUUUCGUCACCAACUUAGGAAGAUGCUCCAUCACUAGAGCGGAGAUCAUCGGGGCGCUCACUGGUCUACAACUCGCAUGGGAUCAAGGCCAUAGGAAGGUCCUCCUUCGACUAGACUGUACAGCAGCGCUGAACAUCUUAACAGGGAAGGAUCAAGUUAGUAGGCGUUAUCACAACCUCAACAGGCGUUUCCAGAACCUUUUACAGCGUAAUUGGGAGGUUCAUCUCUCUCAUUCCUACCGCGAAUGUAAUAAAGCGGCGGACUACCUGGCUAAUAAAGGCCAUGGUUUUAGCUUAGGCACUCAUGCUUUUGACAUUUCGGACCCGGGUCUCAAUUUUUGGACUCUGUAUGACACUAUGGGGAUUACCCAAGAUCGGUUAAUUUAAGGUUGGGGCGCCCUUCUAGCGUCCCAUUUUCUACCAAAAAAAAAGUCUUUCACUAUUAAACCGCAAUACUUAUGAAUUUGGAUCGAACCUUUGUACACCCUUACCCUUGCAAACCGACUUAUAACUUAAUCCCGUUUGACACGAUGCAAUGUUGGAGUUAGCCUUCCCCUUCCAUCGCCAGCCAAAACUAAUAAGUAAUAAUAUAAUUAACACCCUGUCAAAAAGAAAAAGAAAACUAAUAAUUAACACACGUCAGAGAGACCAGAUCAAGUUUUAUUUCACGAGACAUCUCUCUCACUCGGGCUUCCCUGUUCUUCCGCUUCCUCCGUGCCGAAGGAGAAACAUGGGAAAUUAGGCUUUGUUUACUAUUCGUCUCUGUCUACUCUUCGCCUUUGGCAGACUUUUCUCGAUUCCAACCCUCCUCGUCCUCCAUCCCAACCUGCAACUGUAAGCCUUCUCUCUCAAUACCCAUCUUCGCCUUUCCUUUCCCGAGAAAGAGACGAGAGGAGUAAAUAAUCAGAACAUAGCCAGGGAAAGUUUUGGAUUCAAUUUUGAAUCUGCUCUCCUAUCAUUCCCGGUCCUGCCCUGCCCUUCCCAUUUUGAUUCUUAAUUAGAUUCUGCGGCUCCUCAGAUCCGGUAGCAAGAUGAUUGCGAUUCCCUACUUGACGGCGUUGAGCACCUACUUCAGCUACGGCCUGCUCUUCGCUUUCGGCCAAUUGCGUGAUUUCUUCCGGAAGAUCGUUGAUUGGUGGCGCGCCAGCACCCUUGACGGAUAUGCACCCAUCUGUUUAGGGCUCGAAGACUUUUAUAUUCGACGCUUGUAUCUUCGGAUUCAGGACUGUUUUGGACGACCAAUAUCUAGUGCUCCUGAUGCUUGGUUUGAUGUUGUUGAGCGUUACUCGAAUGACAACAACAAGACGUUGAAACGAACUACCAAGACAAGCAAGUGUCUCAACUUGGGUUCCUACAACUAUCUCGGCUUUGCAGCAGCCGAUGAAUAUUGCACUCCCCGUGCCAUCGAGUCCCUAAAGAAGUUCGCGGCAAGUACCUGCAGCACUCGUGUUGAUGGGGGAACUACGAUGUUGCAUACUGACUUAGAGGAAUGUGUUGCGAGGUUCGUUGGGAAGCCUGCUGCCGUGGUAUUUGGGAUGGGUUAUGUGACAAACUCUGCCAUUCUCCCUAUUCUGAUGGGGAAGGGAGGGCUAAUAAUUAGUGAUUCUUUGAACCAUAACUCCAUUGUUAAUGGUGCUCGAGGCUCUGGGGCAACAAUACGUGUUUUCCAACAUAAUACUCCAUCUCACUUGGAGACAGUGUUGAGAGAGCAGAUUGCGGAAGGGCAGCCCAGGACACAUAGACCUUGGAAGAAGAUAAUGGUUAUUGUGGAAGGUAUUUAUAGCAUGGAAGGGGAACUGUGCAAACUGCCCGAGAUUGUUUCAAUUUGCAAGAAAUAUAAGGCCUAUGUGUACCUAGAUGAGGCUCACAGCAUUGGAGCUGUUGGGAAAUCUGGGAGAGGUGUCUGUGAACUCUUAGGAGUGGAUACUGCAGAUGUGGAUGUCAUGAUGGGAACUUUUACAAAAUCAUUUGGAUCUUGCGGGGGUUAUAUUGCUGGAUCAAAGGAACUUGUACAAUAUCUCAAGUACACUUGUCCAGCUCAUCUGUAUGGAACAGCAAUAUCACCUCCUGGCGCCCAACAAAUAAUCUCUUCGAUAAAGGUCAUUCUUGGAGAAGAUGGUUCUAAUAGAGGGGCCCAAAAACUUGCUAGAAUUCGUGAAAACAGCAACUUCUUCAGAUCGGAAUUGCAGAAAAUGGGUUUCGAGGUUCUGGGGGAUAAUGAUUCUCCCGUAAUGCCAAUAAUGCUCUACAAUCCAGCCAAAAUCCCUGCAUUCUCCAGGGAAUGUCUAAGGCAGAAGGUGGCUGUAGUCACAGUUGCUUUUCCAGCAACUCCUUUGCUUUUGGCGAGAGCACGUAUAUGCAUAUCCGCUGCUCAUACUAAGGAAGACCUUGUGAAAGCCCUGGAGGUUAUCAGCGGAGUUGGCGACCUUGUGGGCAUCAAGUACUUCCCAGCUGAACCCAACAAGCAACACCAAGAGCAUGGUACCAUCAAGUUGGAGUAACCAAGGAACUUACAACGAUGUUGCAGCAGUUGUCUUUUGCUUCCAUAUCAGCGACUGAGAUGUGUAACCGAGUACUGGUUGUAUUCCGUACUUCUGCAAGAGUUAGCUACGAGCGAUAUUGUUCCGGGGCAUUUCAGAAUUGCUCGUGCAUUGUUUAGUUUUCUUGUACCCUCCAGGGAUUUUUUACGGUCUUCUGUGCAUUCUCUGAUUAUUCUCUUUCUAGUUCCCCAUAUACAGCAGUUCUCCCUAUGAAAUUCCUUCCGACUUUGUUUGUCCAUUACAGAAAAUAACGGUGCAUAAUUUUCGCCCAAGAUUCAGAGCUUCAUUGAAAACACCUCGUUUAGCACCAACUUUACAAGCUAAUGCGAGCCAACUGAACCUAAAAUUUGCUCGGAAAAUACAGUUUCAGCAAAGGCAAUAUCAACUACUUAGCAUAACCUAGAGAACAACCGAGCGAGAUAACGGAAUGGAGGUGUUUCCUAACAUAACAGAGAACAGACAUCUCAUUAACACAGACAUCAUGAAGCCUAGAUACACUUCCUCUUUUGCAAGCAACUCUGAUUAAAGAAGCUUUGCUAGAGUUCAAGGCAAGGCAAAAUGCAUUAAUGAGGCACCUCCCAGCACAGCCACAUGAGACGCAAUGAGAUUGAUGGCUUUUCUGCCCUCUGCCAACCAAUGUCCAUUCAAUCGCCACAACUUUGAAGGCAAACCAAACACAGAUUCGGGCACACAUACAAAAACUUAUGGAAAUGGCAACUUUAUUCGGGCCAACUUCCCACCAUUGAUCACAAGCCAAGACAGCAGAAAUUGGAUUCGAAACAGUAGGGCAUGUUCUGAUUCGUAAUCAAGGACAACUCAGCCGAACUAAUAACUUAUCUCAGAGAAAUUGACCAACUCCAUGUCCAUGCUACUUGUAGAGUUGCACUGAACAAAAAAAAAUGCAUUCA